AAAUAAUGAAGAUCGGUGAGUUGCUCUCAGACUUCCGUAAAAAAGUGAAGGAUACGAUAAUCUUUUACAAUGUCUUCUGUUGGUCUGCGAUUAUAGUCUCAGGUUUAGAAAUUGGGUACAGCUUUGUAGAUAAUGCAGUCGGGAAACUCUUAAUGGAUUACCUUGAAAAUCAGCGGGAUGAAAACAAUCUUUGGACUUCUGUGGUAAUGGUGAACGCAAAGGAAGGACUGGCGUCGGUUCUGAUGAUUUUUGUUGCUUACACAGCAGACGCCCACCUAGGACGUUUCAAAAUGGUCUCAUCAUGCACUGCUGCCUAUAUCGUCGUGUCAGCAUACAACGGGGUACCAACUGCACUAGCAAUAUGGCUAAUGAAAGAUCUAGAAGCCUCGUCCCAAUUUUUUGGCCGGAAAAGUUGUCACCAAGAAAAUCGUCGCCAAAAUUUUUUUCCCCUGGACUUUUUGACGGCUGGAAUUUUUGAGAGCCCUCCAUUUUUUUUGGGUAGAAAGUCUUAA
Ilex paraguariensis (yerba mate) is the source of this 512-nucleotide messenger RNA. The record is from the annotation of a GenBank genome assembly. NCBI's taxonomy places the organism in Eukaryota, Viridiplantae, Streptophyta, Magnoliopsida, Aquifoliales, Aquifoliaceae.